AUGGAGGCUCCGAAUGGAAUUGGUUUUAAAGCAGUAUCGAGAUAUUAUAAAAUCAUGGGACCAGUUGGGCAAAGUCGGGAGGCGUUUGAAGAAGAAGAAGAAUUGGAGGACGAAGUUAAAGCAAAGGAAGAAAAUGACGAAACGUCUGGUUACGAAUUUGAAUUACAGAAGGAAGAAGAGCAAUAUAUAGAUUAUCAGGAACAAAGGAAAUUAGCGAUGGAGAAGGGACAAGAUCCAGACAACGUUAAAGAAUCAUUUGAAGCUGAAAAUUAUGAAAGUUAUCACGUUGGACAAUCGUCCAAAAAUAAAUUGCUGAAGAAGACAAGUAGAUCAAAGAGACUUGCCAUUGAAGAUUCUGAUAAGUACUGGGAUAAAGGAAUUGUUCCUUAUACAUUUACAGACACCAUUGAAGAAACUAACGUAAUGUCGAAGAUUAGAGCUAAAAGUAGAUUCCAUUACUGGACCUGUAUCCGAUUUGUUCCCUGGACAUCAUCUACUAGUCAACAAUAUUCAUUGGAUCAUGAUAAUUAUUUGAUACAUGUUGAGAAAAAAGGAUGCUGGUCUCAUGUUGGAAAUAUGAAAAUGGACGGCCAGAAAAUUUCAUGUUGUAAAGGUGUAACGUGUAUUCAUGAACUUGGGCAUGCGAUUGGUCUUCACCACGAGCAAAAAAGUCCACUACGUGAUGUAUAUUUGAGAGUAAACGAAGAGAACAUUGAACCAGAAAAAAUUAGUGGUUAUAAUGAGGUAGAACCAAUGGAAUCCAAAACUUUUGGAUACUUUGAUAUGGCCAGUGUUAUGUUGUAUAAUAAAUACGCUUUUUCAAAUAACGGCAUGCCAACAUUAACGUUGUUUGAUUCCAAUAUGGAGUACCUUCUUACCAACCCAGAUCCACAUAUGUACUACAUGUUUAAAGAAGUUACAUCUCUAUAUAAAUGCAAAGAAAUGAAAUGUUCAGGUUUUGCAACAGAAUGUAAAAACGAUGGAUAUGUAGCAUUUGUUCGGGAUACCUGUAUAUGCAGAUGUCCUAAAGGUCUUGAUCCAAGAACAGGAUGCACCACUGUUUAUCAUGGAGAUAGAAUAUUGCAAGGAUUGAGAUGGCCGUUGGGUGCAUUUUCAAUCUUGAAACCAGAAAACGGAUGUCCCUUAAACUACGAAGAAGGAAAUAUAAUACAAUACGUAGAAAGCAUAAGGACAUCAACAAAGUUUAACCUUGAUUUUAGACACGAAACAACUAGCUUCGAUUUCAAUUUCUGUACUAAGAAAUCAGACACAACAAGCGAUAAUCGUGCUGUUUGGGAACCUGGAUUUAUUGAGGGAUUCAUAAAGUUUGGCAAAGGCGAUGUGAAGAUUAUUAAGAAACCAAUACCGGACGGGAAGUUUACAGGUGACUCCAUGGUAUGGCAUUUCUGUUGCAGAGAAGACGGUAGUUGGAAAGAUCCGUUAUAUCUACCAACUAAAGAACCAUUUACAUUAUUCCCUACAGACAGUGAAUGUCAAGAGGUGAAAGAUUGCGGUGACAUAAUAACGGUUUCAGAGGAGAACCCGAUGGCCAUCAUAAAUUCUCCAAACUUUCCACAUACUUAUAAUUCUAAACAAGAAUGUAGCUGGACAAUUAAGAGUCCUGAAAAUACCAAAAUGAAGCUGACAUUUGAUAAAUUUGACAUUGAGUCAACUGUUGACAGUGAAACAUCCUAUCCCGUAUGCGAUGAUUCAUUAGAAGUACGAUUUACACUACCAGGUCAUCCAGGCGUCAAUUACUGCGGACAAAGGUUUAGCUCUAUAAUAAUUACAGAAGUGAAUUACAUUGGACUAACAUUAUCGUCCGGGUUAACAGGAACCGGAAAUGGUUUUAAAGCUUUUGUGUCAUUGAUUACUGAUAAAGACAUGUGCUACACUGGUAAAGGUAAUGAUUACCGCGGCACAGUGAAUGUCACAAGAACGUUUGAAUCAUGUUUACCUUGGACAAGAGUUCAAAACUGUCCUCAUCACGCAUUUAAUUCUGGUGAUUUAGACGAUGAUUUAGUUGACAAUUACUGUAGAAAUCCGGGAAGUGGAACAAAACCAUGGUGCUAUACUCACUAUGAAGACUGUAACAGAAAUUAUUGUGAUCCAUGUGGCUUAGAAAGUUGUUAUGAUUUGUUGGAUGACUGUGCUACUCUUGUUGCUGAAGAACCAACAUUUUGUCAGAAUAAUGUAGAAGCACAAAGAAUUUGUAGACAAUCUUGUGGAUUUUGUAUGAUGGGAAAACCAAAACCAGUCUCAAAAGUAAAAUGCCGUUCCCCACCAUUGUUGUAUGAUGCCAUUUGUACAGAACGUAUGAAGAGACGUUACAAAGUUGGAGAAGUCGUCACAUUUAAAUGUAAAACAGGCAUAGAAAUUGAGAGAAGAAUAUGUUUGGCAGAUGGAAGUUGGUCUGGCGGAAAUUUUGUUUGUGGAAGAUGUCCAAAUGGUUGGUUUCCAUUUCACGGGAAAUGUUAUCGAUGGUUUGACACAUAUGAGAACAUGACAACAUCUAACGAGAUAUGUAAGCGUCAUUCAGCUGUGAUGACAUCAAUCAAAGAUGAGAAUGAAUUCAAAUUUUUAUUACGGCUAAGGACUGAUGUUCGUCCCUUCUGGCUUGGUUUACAGUUUGAGGACAGUUUAGGAGAUUCUAUUUGGCUAGAGGAUGGUUCGACUGUUACCUUCAACAAAUGGGUUUCAGGAAACAACAAAGGUUGCGGAUAUGUGGAUAAAACCGGGAAUUGGAAGGGGAUUUCUUGUAACAGUGUCCAAUAUCUCUCUGUCAUCUGUAAAAUGUCUCCAUCAGAUAGAAAAGUAUGUAAUGACGCUAGGGAUGACUGUGAGGAAUUCAUCAAAGAAGAUCCUCGAGCAUGUGGAGCACAUCAAGACUUUGCAUGGCACGUCUGUCCAAAAUCGUGUAAUGUCUGUAAUGACGGAUCAGUCGUGACAUGUCCUCUGCCACCCAUACCAAAGAACGUGGAACUGUUGAAUAAGAUUAAGGACCUCCGCCCUGGUACGAUGAUAGAAUAUAAAUGUAAAGACGGAUUCAUUCUUGCCAAUGGAAAUCUAAGACGGGCCUGCUUAGUUAAUAAAGAUUUCACAGGAAAUGAACCUGUUUGUGUAGAUGAAGACUUGGUACCAUCACCAAACAACAGAAUCGAGUUACGUCAGAGAUCUGUAGAUGGUAAGGCCGGGAUGGCAUAUACUGCAGAUAAUGACGCAUUAAGAAUUCAAAGAUCUGGAAAGUUAGUAACAUGGGAAUUCUAUAGUAUUUAUGAUGGUGAAGUAGCUUUUCAAGUAUGGCGACCUACCAGUAAACGUGAUAAGUAUGAAUUGAUUGGACAAAAUAUCAUAGCCAGUACAGGGAACCAUCGUUCGAGAUCAGUAGAUGUUCCAUUUGAGGAGCAAGUUGCUGUAAAGAAAGGUGAUAUGGUAGGAUUCUUCCUGCCAAAAGAUAACAAAGGAGGUAUAACGUUUGACAAAUGUAUAACAAGGUACACAUUUGGUGAUUUUGGAAGGCAAAAGGAAAUCAAAACUAAAAUUAGGAAGUCUUCUGAAUGGAAUGUUGGUGAAGUGUAUACUGUGAGAAAUGACAAGGACAAAGAUUGUAAAAUUAUUUCACUUCGAGCUUAUGUCUUGUAG
This is a messenger RNA of Mytilus californianus (California mussel), 3642 nucleotides long. RefSeq lists its product as uncharacterized. Gene Ontology annotation, molecular function: metalloendopeptidase activity; zinc ion binding. The coding region runs from base 1 to 3642 and encodes 1213 amino acids. The transcript has 26 exons. The record is from RefSeq and is a predicted model, not a curated record. Gene Ontology annotation, biological process: proteolysis. NCBI's taxonomy places the organism in Eukaryota, Metazoa, Mollusca, Bivalvia, Mytilida, Mytilidae.